Messenger RNA from Cucumis melo (muskmelon), 1547 nucleotides. Its product is annotated as protein trichome birefringence-like 26. The record is from RefSeq and is a predicted model, not a curated record. Gene Ontology annotation, molecular function: O-acetyltransferase activity. The coding region runs from base 229 to 1482 and encodes 417 amino acids. Gene Ontology annotation, cellular component: Golgi apparatus. The transcript is spliced from 3 exons. NCBI's taxonomy places the organism in Eukaryota, Viridiplantae, Streptophyta, Magnoliopsida, Cucurbitales, Cucurbitaceae.
CCAAUCACAAUCUUAUCAAAACCCUUUCAAAAUCAAAGCUUUAAACCCACAUCCCAAUCUUCCAACUCCCUCUUAAUUAAGCCUUUAUGUCGUUGGUUCCAAAAUAAAGUGCUGUAUUUUCUUUUCUUUUCUUUUCUUUUCUUUUCUUUGUUUUUUUUUUUUUUUUUUUUUUUUUACCAUUUUCACUUCAUUCCUUCAAUAUUUUGAAUCUCUGUCAAAGAGAGAGAAAUGAAGAUUGAAUAUCAUAACCCAUUUUUCCUAAGAAAACAUAUGAGUUGUGUUCUCAAAUUUGCCCUCUUUUUACUCUUUGCUGCUCUUUCCUUUCACAUUUUUCUCUCUCUUUCUUUCAAACUAGUUUCAUUUCCACACCCUCCUCUUGAUUCAACAGAUUUGGCUCAAACCCAACCUCAAAAUGAUAGUAGAACAGAAUGUGAUAUAUUUGUGGGGGAAUGGGUGGAAGAUUCUAUAGGACCUUUUUACACAAAUGAGAGUUGCCAUUUCAUUGAAACUCAUCAGAAUUGUAUGCGAAACGGGCGGCCCGACACCGGUUAUCUUCACUGGAGAUGGAAUCCAGCCGAGUGCGAGUUGCCGAGGUUCAAUCCCGGCAUGUUUCUUCGUCUAAUGAGGAACAAAUCAUGGGCUUUCGUUGGGGAUUCCAUUCAACGUAACCAUGUUCAAUCAUUGCUUUGCAUUCUUUCUCAGGUGGAGGAAGUAAUUGAGACAUACCAUGACGAAGAAUACAGAUCCAAAAAAUGGCACUUCCCAUCUCACAACUUCACCCUUUCAGUCAUCUGGUCUCCCUUCCUAACCAAAGCAGCCAUUUUCGAGGAUAUAAAUGGAAUUUCAAGUUCGGAGAUCAAACUGCAUCUCGACGAGCUUGAUGAAAAAUGGACGUCACCGUACAAGGAUCUUGACUAUGUAGUAUUUGCUGGUGGGAAAUGGUUUUUGAAGGCUGCUAUAUACUACGAGAACAAUACCGUGACCGGCUGUCAUAACUGCUUGGAAAAGAACAUGACAGACCUCGGAUUCGCUUAUGCAUAUCGAAAAGCAAUUGGAUUGGUCUUCGACUUCAUUACACGUUCUGAUCAUAAGGCAUUUGUUUUGUUUAGAACCACCAUACCAGAUCAUUUUGAGAAUGGAGAAUGGUUUAGUGGAGGGCAAUGCAAUAGGACAGUGCCUUUCAAGGGAGGGGAGGUUGAAAUGAAAGAUGUGGAUGUAGUAAUGAGAAAUAUUGAACUGCAAGAGUUUGACAAGGUUGUUAAAUCUGGAAUCGGAAAGGCUCCAACUUUGAAGCUUCUCGACACGACACGUCUCUCUUUGUUGAGACCUGAUGGGCACCCGAGCUGGUAUAGGCAAUUCCAUCCAUUUGCUCAUGGAAAUGGAAAAGUACAGAUUGAUUGUUUACAUUGGUGUUUACCAGGUCCAAUAGACUCCUGGAAUGAUUUACUAUUCCAGUUGUUGAUUCAUGGUGUAAGAGCAUGAGGAUUCUAAAGAUGUUUCCCCAUUUUUCACAACAUUGCAAUACAAAAUUACAUUAUUUCUAAGUA